Linum tenue is the source of this 5673-nucleotide messenger RNA. The record is from the annotation of a GenBank genome assembly. Lineage: Eukaryota; Viridiplantae; Streptophyta; Magnoliopsida; Malpighiales; Linaceae.
CAUCUUGCGAGCCCUCCCCGUCGCCAGCGGGAAUUUGGAAUUGCGAGGCAACGGAUUUUGGCGCCAAAAUGUCUCGGCGAUGGAGCGGAAUCUGUUCUACCGCCUUCCCGGUCAGCCUGUGGCGAGCUCAUCCGGUGAAGUCCGAGGAGGAGCUGAUACACCGCCGGAGAAGAUGCCGCGUCAGAUCCCACCGGCAAACCUUCUCUGCGAGUGCCAACGGCGGAGGUUCUUCGCUCUUCUCCAGCAGUAUUAUGCACAAGUUCGUCAAGGUUCCAAACAGGUUAACUCCUAACAAGUCAGCGUUCGUCGCCAUUUGCCAGUGUUACUUUCUUAUCUUUUCCAAUUUUAUUUGGAUCAUUCUAGGGUUUGGCUCUUCUGCGAGAUGUGAAUCUUUAUUGAAUGCGCUAGUUUUGCCAGCGAAUUGAGCUUUGGAGUUUAUUUAGGGGGGAUGGUGGUAUUGCAGGAACCUGUGAACGAGGAACCAUUGAUGAGAAUUCAGUAAAAAGAUAGUGUCCUUAACUCCGAUAAGCUAUGAGGUUUCUUACUCUCUAAUAGGGAUGAUAGAUGAUGGUGUCUUGUGGCCUGAGACACGUGAUGAGCAACCCCUCUUUUGGCGACUACAGCGAAUUCAUGAAGACAUUCCUAAGUUAGGUGACAUGGAUGAUUGUUCCUUGUGUUGGAUAAUGGCAAGAGAGCUAAACUUCUACCACGGUCCACCACCUUGGGGAAGAAUCAGGGAGAGAUGUGUGAUGAUUUAGCUAGCUCGUUUGAAUGGCUUAACCCUUCUGGACUUAAGGAUGCUAAUAGGAGGAGGAGGCCUGAUCAUUCUCUUUAUCACAAAAAAGAAGCUUUACAUUCCACCUGACGUGUUGAGGAAGAUGUCGGCAUCUCAGAAGCAAUAUGGGACUGUCAAAUGUCAGUACAUGGUGGUUCUACUUUUCUUUGCAGUGGAAAAUCAUGGGCUGGAUAAUGUUGGAAUGAGUUAUGGAUUUGAUUUUGUUGAUUGUGCUGCUCUGCGAUUUUGGAUUGGCUCCAUAGAAGAUGCUGCUUGCUCUUCUGAUUUGGGGGCACUGUUAAUGCAAAUGUGGCCUAAAGAAGUUAUAUAUGAAAGUCAAGGUCCCACAGCACCUCGGUUGACUCCCGUACUGCCUGCUACUACUGGUUUUGCUGAUGCAUCUGAAGCGUGUGCAUGGCCGGCUGAGAGUGAAGUGUGGGUGUACAGGGGAAGUGACCAAGGGAAGAAGAGAAACAAAACAAAUUGCCGGAGAGAAAGUUUCAGAAACGGUCGCCGGAGAAGAAAAAUGGAGGUGAUGGAGGCGGAGCCAAUGACGAACAGGAAGAGCAAGAAGAAGAGGAUCGAGCUGGGGAUCUCCUGUAUGCUGAACACGGAAGUCUCCUCUGUCCUCGCCGUGCUCCGCCGCCCGCCGGCAGACCCCACGGCGGCGCAAUUCCUCUCUCAGGAGGAAAAAAACUCCGACAACGCGCUGGUCCACACGUUCAAAUUCCUCCGGACCCUAAUCUUCAACCCGCCACAGGACUGGCAGACCAUGGACCCAGCCGUCUACCUGACCCCGUUCCUCGACGCCAUUCAAUCCGACGACAUCCCCGCCGCGGCCACCUCCAUCGCACUCUGCUCCAUCCUCAAGAUCCUCACCGUCGGGAUCUUCGACGAGCGCACCACGGGGGCCAGGGACGCGAUCAACUCCGUCGUGAUGGGAAUCACGUGCUGCCGGCUGGAGCGGACCGACCCAGUCUCGGAGGACUCCAUCAUGAUGCGGAUCCUCCAGAUCCUAACGGCGAUCAUGAAGCACCGAACCGCCAUCCUGCUCGCCGACCAGGCCGUCUGCACCGCCGUCAACACUUGCUUCCAGGUCGUGCAGCAGUCGGCGAGCAGGGGCGACUUGUUGCAGCGGAGCGCCAGGUACACGAUGCACGAAUUGGUGCGGAUGAUCUUCUCGAAGCUCCAGGACAUCGAGGUGAAACAGGGGGAGGAAUUGGAGACAGACAUUGACGAUGAUGCUGAUUUCGACGGGAAUCUGGACUCGGGGUAUGGGAUCCGGAGCGCGGUGGACAUCUUCCAUUUCCUCUGCUCGUUGCUCAAUGUCGUGGAAGUUGUGGAGAGCGAAGGGAAUCUGUACAGGACUUCUGAUGAGGAUGUUCAGCUUUUCGCCCUGGUUUUGAUCAAUUCGGCGAUCGAGCUCAGUGGAGACGCCAUUGGCAAUCAUCCCAAGCUUCUGAGGAUGAUUCAGGAUGAUUUGUUCCAUCAUUUGAUUCACUAUGGAACUUCCUCCAGCCCACUCGUUUUGUCCAUGAUCUGCAGCACCGUGCUCAACAUUUACCAUUUCCUGCGCAGAUUUGUUCGUCUGCAGUUGGAAGCCUUCUUCAAGUUCGUGCUACUCCGAGUGGCAUCUGCCGGAAUCUCAGCUCAGCUCCAGGAAGUGGCAAUUGAAGGAAUCAUCGACUUCUGCAGGCAACCAACCUUCAUCAUCGAAGCAUACGUGAACUACGACUGCGACCCGGUCUGCAUCAACGUGUUCGAGGAAACCGCAAAGCUACUCUGCAAGCUCUCGUCCCCGGGCGCCAGCCCGUCCACUUCACUGCAAGCUCAAGCAUUCGAGGGUCUCGUCGGAAUCAUCCACAACAUCGCCGAGAACAUCAACCGAGAAGGCGAUUCCACGCCUUCGGGUCCUUACCCGGUUCACAUCACGGAGUAUAGCAAGUUCUGGAUGGACAGGCCGCUCGACGGCAGCGAAGCCUCCAUAUCAUACCUCCGAACUAGGAAAGCACAGAAGAGAAAGCUCGUAAUCGCCGGGAACCAUUACAGCAGAGAAGAGAGGAAAGGUUUGGAGUAUCUCCGGUUAAGCCUGAUGUUCCCGGACCAGCCCGACCCGAAAGAUUACGCCUUCUUCUUCCGGCUCACCCCGGGGCUUGACAAAACCAUGAUCGGCAAUUACCUGGGCGAUCCUGAUGACUUCCACAUUCAAGUUCUGAAGGAGUUCACCUGCACAUUCGAAUUCUCCGGCAUGAUCCUCGACACGGCCCUCCGCUCCUAUCUCGCCACGUUCCGGCUACCCGGAGAGUCGCAGAAGAUCCAGAGGAUCCUCGAAGCAUUUUCCGAGCAAUUCUACGAGCAACAGCCUUCUGACAUCUUCGCCGGGAAAGAUGCGGUCUUUGUCCUCUGCUACUCUCUCAUCAUGCUCAAUACCGACCAGCACAACCCUCAGGUGAAGAAGAAGAUGACGGAGGAAGAGUUCAUCCGGAACAACAGAGCAAUCAACGCCGGGGAGGAUCUGCCGAGGGAGUACUUAUCUGAGCUUUUCCAGUCAAUCUCCAGGAAGGCGAUCUCGCUCUUCGUCCAGACCGGCGGUCAGCCCGAGAUGAACCCAGGGCUGUGGGUCGAGCUGAUAAGCGCUUCGAAGACACUCCAACCAUUCUAUCUCGCCGAUUUCGACCGCCGGUUGGGCCGGGACAUGUUCUCCUCCGUCGCUGGGCCGGCGGUGGCGGCUCUCACCGCUUUCUUUGAACAGGCCGACGAGGACGAGCUGUUCCACGAGUGUGUCGAAGCGCUGAUCUCCGUUGCCAGAAUUGCUCAGUACGGGCUAGAAGACGCUCUCGACGAGAUGCUCGCUUCGCUCUGCAAAUGCACGACGCUGCUGAACCCUUACGCCUCGUCGGAGGAGACUCUGUUCGCGUUCAGCCACGACCUGAAGCCUCGAAUGGCCGUUCUCGCAGUUUUCAGCAUCGCGAACAAUUUCGGCAGAGCGAUUCGCGACGCGUGGAGGCCGAUCUUGGACUGCCUGUUGAAGUUGAAGAAGCUCAAGCUUCUCCCCUCGUCGGUGAUCGAGCUCGACAGCUCCUCCGAUUCGGAACAAUCCCAAAACAACGGAAGCGUUGGCAGUGGCGGAGUAGGAGUAAUUUUUACUUCUUCCUCUCAAGAUCAAAGAUCGCGGUCCACCACCAUGAUCAGCAAAUUCUCCCACUUUUUCUCUAUAGACAGCAUGGAGGAAUCGUUAUCACUCGGUCUCAACGAAUUCGAGCAGAAUCAGAAGGUGAUCAAGCAAUGCCAGAUUGGAAGCAUUUUCACAAACAGCUGGAACUUGCCCAACGAGACUCUGCUCUACCUCGGCCGCUCUCUGAUCUUCGCCUCCGCGGGAAAAGGUCAGAAAUUCGCUACUCCGAUCGAGGAAGAAGAAACCAUCGAGUUCUGCUGGGAUCUGAUCGCCGCCCUCUCCUUUGCCAACAUCAACCGAUUGCAGGACUUCUGGCCUUCGUACCACGACAAUCUCGUCGAAGCAAUCCAUUUCCCUCUGUUUUCCGCGAUCCCAUUUGCAGAGAAAGUCAUAAUUGCGCUCUUCAGAAUAUGCCUCAAGCUUCUUUCUUCCGCCAGACUCGACAAGCUCCCCGAAGAGCUCAUCUUCAAAUCCAUCAACCUGAUGUGGACGAUCGACAAGCAGAUUCUCGACACGUGUUGCGAAUCCAUCACUAAGUCCGUCAGCAAGAUCCUGAUCGAGUACCCUGCCAACUUGCAGAGCUUUUUGGGCUGGAAAUCGGUGCUGCAUCUCUUAUCGGUCUCCGGUCGCCAUCUAGAGACAUAUGAUCAAAGCGUCGAGACGCUGAUCAUGUUGAUCUCCGAUCAAACCCAUGUUUCCAGGACGAAUUACCCAUUCUGCAUCGACUGCACAUUCGGAUUUGUCGCCCUGAAGAACAGCCCCCUGGAGAAAAACCUGAAGAUUCUCGACCUGUUGGCAGAAUCAGUCACAUUGCUAGUCGAAUGGUACAAGAACUAUUCCGACCCGGGGAUCAACAUGAAUUUCAGCACAGCAAGCACUGGGAGCAACCCUGAAUUCAGCCUGUCUACGUUCUCGAUCAACCUGUUCAUCAAGCUGGGAGAGGCGUUCAGGAAAACCAGUCUGGCGAGGCGGGAGGAGAUAAGGAACCACGCGAUCAAGUCUCUUCGGAGGAGCUUCGAGUUGGCCGAGGAACUCGACUUCUCGCCCGCCAACUGCAUGAACUACUUCAACCUUGUGGUGUUCGCGAUGGUGGACGAUCUCCACGAGAAGAUGAUCGAGUACUCGAGGCGGGAAGGGGCUGAGAGGGAAGUGAGGAGCAUGGAAGGGACGUUGAUGCUGGCGAUGGAGUUGCUGACGGAUGUUUACCUGCAGUUCCUGAAGCAGAUUGCGGCGAGCCUCGGGUUCAGGACGUUCUGGCUGGGUGUGUUGAGGAGGAUGGAUACCUGUAUGAAGGCUGAUCUUGGGGUUUAUGGUGAGGCCAAGCUGCAGGAGGUGAUUCCAGUACUUUUGAGGAAGAUGAUUACGAGGAUGAAAGGAGAUGAGAUUUUGGUGCAGAAGGAAGAUGAUGAUCUGUUUGAGGUUACGUAUAUUCAGAUACAGUGGAUUGCGCCUUCUCUCAAGCAGGAAUUGUUUCCAGAGCUGGAGAUUUAGAGGGCCAGUUUUUUUGGUUUAGGUAGAAAUUUUUUGGUUCAAUCUUUGUUCGGCUGUGUGUAAUUUUUUUGAGCAAAAAAUAGGUUAGUUUUAGUACUGCUUUGGCUAACCUGAAUGAGUGUAUAUAUGAUACAUACACAAGUAACUGGUGAUGUUUUGAUCUGAUCGAAAACGAUUGAAGUACUUCUUGACGAGUUUUGAUUGUCAUAUUGGAUGACUUUUUAGUUUUGGG